Molecule: messenger RNA, 2323 nt
Organism: Drosophila innubila
Lineage: Eukaryota; Metazoa; Arthropoda; Insecta; Diptera; Drosophilidae
Gene: Cad96Ca
Product: tyrosine kinase receptor Cad96Ca
Exons: 10
Coding region: 29-2323 (764 amino acids)
Biological process (GO): multicellular organism development; positive regulation of kinase activity; protein phosphorylation
Cellular component (GO): signaling receptor complex; membrane
Molecular function (GO): transmembrane receptor protein tyrosine kinase activity; calcium ion binding; ATP binding
Source: RefSeq, a predicted model, not a curated record
GUUUACCGCUUUGGCGGUUGAUGACACAAUGGAUUAUACCCGCGGGCGGCCUUUCAUCUGUAAUCGCAAUUACCCGGGAACUUCGACACCAAGAAGUAUUUUUUUCAACAUCCUAUUGGUGACAGCGACAAUAGACUUAUUUUUAACACAAAACGCUACAGCACAGGAGCAAAAUGCACCGCCAAUUCUUUAUGUUCGGGAACGGAACUGGCGAAUCUCCGAGGCAGAGGAGGUGGGACAGAUCAUUGACCGUGUACGCGCUGAAGAUGCUGACGGUGAUGAUCUGAUAUUUGGAAUUGAGCCGCGAUUUUUAACUCCUGGACAACAGAAUUCCAACAACCCAAAUAAACUGCCCUUUCGCAUAGAUCAAGAUACGGGCGUGGUCUACCUUAAUGAAAGCCUAGUAGGACGUGCCGGAGAGAACUUUCUUAUCUACAUAACAGUUUCAGAUGGACGUUACACAGCAAAAAAUGAAGUAUUUAUUAACAUACUGGGACGUCGGGAAAGCAGCGGGUAUCAUGGUUUCGGGUCCCGUUCGCCGCCCUCAAUUUCGAAUGUUGUGCAGAACAUUUCACAGUUUUUGCCCUCAUUUGAUCAAUUGCCCGGCGUACAGUCGAUAAGAAAUAGUUUGCCUAAUCGACGGCCGAGCAUCAAUUUACCGCCUGGCUUUCCAGCAAAUAACGGUGGCAACUUUGGGCUGCCUUCGUAUGCUAAUUAUUAUCCACCACCGCCACCACCACCAUCGACACCUGGAGAGGAGAACGUUAUCGAUGAGCAGCCGUCGCUCACAUCCACAUUGCCGGAAGCAACAAAAAGCUCAAUUUCAACAACGCCGCGGAGUCGCACCAAGUUGACACCUAUAGCUAAUCACACUUCCGGCAAUGCGGUGUCAUCUCAGCCGGAGUCGGAGUCUGAAGCAGCGAAACAGGAUGAGAAGAGCAGCAUAACUCUCUUCACCAUCAAGUCAUCCUCCAUUCCAAUUAUUGUAGGCGUUUGUGGCCUUCUUGCUGUGGUUGUUGCCAUUUUCGGAUACCUUUUCCGCCGUCGGCUGUGCGCCAUCAGCAAAACACUGAAGAAGUCCAAAGAAAAAGAGGAAUUGGCUAAAAAGUCGAAUGCAAACAAUUCGAUAGCCGACGAUAGUCGCAAUUCGAUGGUAAUGCAACAAUGGAACGGUCCUGUUGCCUUUGCCAAUCGAUAUGUGCCCUGGGAGCGGGAACAGCAGCUGGCGAUAACGUCAACUUCGCAACUAUCAACAAGUGUCGCAAAUGGCGGAGAUGUUGCAAUGGCCGCAUCCGCAAUGGGAGCUGGCAGCCCAAGUGCGUCGUUACCUACAGGACGAGCGGCUGUUAUGGAAGGCGGCGUUGGUGGCGACUCCAGCUGCGAUCAAUGGGAAUUCCCAAGACAUCGAUUGAAAUUUUUCAACAUAUUGGGCGAAGGCGCCUUUGGGCAAGUAUGGCGCUGCGAAGCCACUGACAUGGAUGGAUCUGGAGAUGUCACGACAGUUGCUGUGAAAACUUUAAAGGAGAGCGCAGCAGAAGUCGAAAAGAAAGAUUUACUUUCCGAAUUAGAGGUGAUGAAGACUCUGGAGGCACAUGUAAACGUCGUUCGUUUGCUAGGCUGUUGCACAGAUAAGGAUCCGACUUUUGUUAUCCUUGAAUAUGUAAAUCGUGGAAAGCUGCAAGCCUACUUAAGAAACUCAAGGGCAGAAAGACAUUACGGAAAUACACACGGCAAAUCAAAUAUUCUUACGUCGGGCGAUUUAACAUCAUUCAUGUACCAAGUUGCCAAAGGAAUGGAUUAUCUCACGUCACGCGGGAUAAUUCAUCGUGAUCUCGCUGCGCGUAAUAUUCUAAUUACCGACGAUCACACCUGCAAAGUAGCUGACUUUGGAUUCGCCAGAGAUAUCAUCACAUCUAAGAUCUACGAGCGAAAGAGUGAGGGAAAACUGCCAAUAAGAUGGAUGGCAACAGAGUCACUUUAUGAUAAUAUAUUUUCCAUAAAAUCGGACAUCUGGAGCUUUGGCAUACUAAUGUGGGAAAUAGUAACAUUAGGGUCAACGCCAUAUCCAGGAAUAUCCGCCGCUGAUGUUAUGCGCAAGGUGAGAGACGGAUAUCGCUUGGAAAAGCCAGAGCACUGUCGAAGGGAACUCUACAAUAUAAUGUACUAUUGUUGGUCCCACGAUGUUAAUGAGCGACCCACAUUUGCCGAAAUAAUUAAAAUGCUCGACAAAUUAUUGCACACUGAAAUGGACUACAUCGAAUUGGAGCGUUUUCCUGACCACAACUACUACAACAUUGUUAAUCUCAGUGGAGAGAAAUUGUAA